UAUUUACAGUUGGAGCUCCUGGGCUCAGCAUCACAGCUCUAGUCCCAGGCUCCGGAGAUUCAGCGGGCUGGGGGGUUACCAAGUCUCCUCCCUCCUGCUCUCCCACCGGCUCUUCCCUUCCCCAGCUCAGAGGUCCCUGCUGGACUAGACCCUUGGCUUUUCCUCUGACUUCUGUACCUGCUACGGGCCUCCUCGCUGGAUUCAGCAUCUUGGUGGCGAGAGGUCCGGCAUGUGGGUACCAGGUCUGCACACGCUGCAGCUGCUGCUUCUGCUGGGCGUUUCGUGGGCGCGGGCGGGCGCCCCGCGCUGCACCUACACCUUCGUGUUACCCCAGCAGAAGUUCACAGGCGCAGUGUGUUGGAGCGGACCGACUGUGGCGCGCCCAGCGCCGGAGGCCGUGAAUGCCAGCGAAGUUGCAGCGCUGCGCGUGCGUGUAGGCCGCCACGAGGAGCUGCUGCAGGAACUCCAGCGGUUGGCGGCGGCUGACGGCGCAGUGGCCGGCGAGGUGCGCGCGCUGCGCAAGGAGAGCCGCAGCCUGAGCACGCGCCUAGGCCAGCUGCAGACGCAGCUGCAACACGAGGCGGGCCCGGGGGAGUGGCCAGGUCCGAGGGCCGAGCCCGCUGCUGCGCUGGAACUGCUCGGGGAGCGCGUGCUCAACGCGUCGGCCGAAGCACAGCGAGCAGCCAUCCGCUUUCAUCAGCUGGAUGUCAAGUUCCGAGAGCUGGCGCAGCUAGUUAGCCGUCAGAGUAGCCUUAUUGCCCGUCUGGAGCGCCUGUGUCCGGGCGGCGCGGGCGGGCAACAGCAGGUUUUGCCACCGCCCCUGGUGCCUGUGGUUCCAGUCAGUCUGGUGGGUAGCACCAAUGACACCAGCAGCUUAGACCCAGCUCCAGAGUCCCAGAGAGACCAGAUCCUGAGGCAGCAGGGUCCCUCGGCCUCCCCCGUGCCUGCAGGGCAUCCUGCUCUCCCUACCAAGCCAAUGGGCCCAUGGCAAGAUUGUGCAGAGGCGCACCAGGCAGGCCAUGGGCAGAGCGGAGUGUAUGAACUGCGACUGGGCCGGCGUAUGGUGUCAGCUUGGUGUGAGCAACAGCUGGAGGGUGGAGGCUGGACUGUGAUUCAGAGGCGGCAAGAUGGCUCAGUCAACUUCUUCACUACCUGGCAGGACUACAAGGUGGGCUUUGGGCAGCCUGAUGGGGAAUACUGGCUAGGCCUUGAACCAGUACAUCAGCUGACCAGCCACAGGGACCAUGAGCUACUGGUGCUCCUGGAGGACUGGGGGGGCCGUGGUGCCCGUGCCCACUAUGAUGGUUUCUCCCUGGAGCCUGAGAGGGACCACUACCGCCUACGGCUUGGCCAGUACCAUGGAGAUGCUGGAGACUCUCUUUCCUGGCACAGUGAUAAGCCUUUCAGCACCGUGGAUAGGGACCGAGAUUCCUAUUCUGGUAACUGCGCCCUGUACCAUCGGGGAGGCUGGUGGUACCAUGCCUGUGCCCACUCCAACCUCAAUGGUGUGUGGCACCGUGGUGGCCACUACCGUAACCGCUACCAGGAUGGCGUCUAUUGGGCUGAGUUUCGUGGAGGGGCUUACUCUCUCAAGAAGGCUGCCAUGCUGAUCCGGCCCCUGAGUUUGUGA
Messenger RNA from Artibeus jamaicensis (Jamaican fruit-eating bat), 1630 nucleotides. RefSeq names its product angiopoietin like 6 (gene ANGPTL6). The coding region runs from base 230 to 1630 and encodes 466 amino acids. The record is from RefSeq and is a predicted model, not a curated record. Lineage: Eukaryota; Metazoa; Chordata; Mammalia; Chiroptera; Phyllostomidae. The transcript has 6 exons.